Messenger RNA from Aspergillus sclerotioniger CBS 115572, 1282 nucleotides. RefSeq lists its product as uncharacterized. Bases 1 to 1023 code for a protein of 340 amino acids. Lineage: Eukaryota; Fungi; Ascomycota; Eurotiomycetes; Eurotiales; Aspergillaceae. The record is from RefSeq and is a predicted model, not a curated record. The transcript has 3 exons.
AUGGAUAGCACAGCAGCCUAUGUCAACGGAGAUGAUGAAGCAAUACCUCUGGUCAAGAUAGAAGGGCCCCCAGAAUACCAGGAGCAUAUGAAACAGCUACUUGCUGAUUCUAAGAUCAGACGUAGCUAUGAUGAUGAAAUACAUAUUCUGAGUAAUGAUCAUAGCACGCCUAGCUACUCGUCAGACAAGUCCGAGAUGAUCGCUGCUCUUCUUCAUCAAGUCAAGGAGCAAGCGGCCCAAUAUCUCCAUCGGCCUAUCAACAUCACAGCAUAUAGUCUUCCACGUGGCCUGGACACGGUUUCUUGGAACCAUCUCUGUGACUCGGUUUUUGAAACAAAUGUAACGAGCAUGGAUUAUCGCUUGUACAGAUCCGACUAUCUAGAUGCGGUGCGGGAUGCCUAUCGCCUUGACACAUGUGCAGGAUUCAGUCUCCCCGAGAGCUGUGAUUUGUAUCUCAAAAGCCAUUCGAUAUUCUUCAUAGACAUUGGUCGUGAGGGGUUGGUCAACUUAUGGGUGGGUUAUGUUGACGAAUAUGUCGUCAGAAUCUAUGAUGGGCAGCAUGUGGUAACUGCAUAUGAGUAUGAUGAGUCUGAAGAAAAGUCCGGCCUCUAUAGAUUCCAACAAAUACUUUGGGCUUUUAUAGAGGAUAACUUCACCUAUGACAUGACUGAGUCUUUUGGAGCAGUUGUUCUGAGCGGGGAAGCACCGCAGGAAGAGAUGCAUGCGAUGAAACAGGCCAUCUACCUUGCCCUCCCAGAGGAAUGGAGGCCGCUGCUCCGGGCGGUUAUUGACCCAUCUUAUGUGGCUGCUAUCGGCAUAGCGCGAAGAAUCGAGAAACACAUCGACAGACCGUGUUUCCGGGAAGAAGAUCUGUUGAAAUCUUAUAUGAUUGAUCCCCCAGACUACGACAUGAUCGUGGAAAUGCUAGACUACACUGAAUAUAUGGAGGGAGCAAAUGACUACUACCUACCCGGUGACGAGGAAUAUCCGUUUACCUCCACAGGUGGAUGUGAAUUGUCGUAAGUUGCAUUAACUCAUAAAUGCCAGGCCUAAUAAUAACUACUCACAGGAAAGAAUGUUGGGAUAAAUGUGGAUAUCGCCCGCAUCCUUCAUGUACUUGUACUUGCGAUGGGCAGAUCACUACAUUGUCUGAUCCUAGAUGCGAUGGGUAUAAUGGAGUAGAUGUGCCCAGUGGCCCUCUCUCAGCCUGCCAAGUCCGGGCUUUGAAUAUGAUGUUUAGAGGGCCUGCUAACUCUGUUAGCCAGAGAUGUCGAGAGGGUAG